Molecule: messenger RNA, 1517 nt
Organism: Gossypium raimondii (Peruvian cotton)
Lineage: Eukaryota; Viridiplantae; Streptophyta; Magnoliopsida; Malvales; Malvaceae
Product: NAC domain-containing protein 43
Exons: 3
Coding region: 143-1309 (388 amino acids)
Biological process (GO): regulation of DNA-templated transcription
Molecular function (GO): DNA binding
Source: RefSeq, a predicted model, not a curated record
CUCUCUCGCCUUUGUUAUCACUCUUCUUCGUUCUCUUUCUCUUAGCUCAUUUCAUUUUUGCUAAGACUUUUUUGUAUUAUAUAUAUACCUGCAAGGAUAUAUACCCACCUUUCUUUCCUGAAAAUUGCAGAGAUCAGAUACAAUGUCAGAAGAUAUGAAUCUAUCCAUAAAUGGGCAGUUUCGGGUCCCUCCUGGUUUCAGAUUUCAUCCUACAGAAGAGGAGCUUCUUCACUAUUAUCUCAGAAAGAAAGUGGCUUUCCAAAAGAUAGACCUUGAUGUUAUUCGAGAAGUUGAUCUCAACAAACUUGAGCCAUGGGAAAUACAAGAGAAGUGCAAAAUAGGAUCCACCCCACAGAAUGAUUGGUACUUCUUCAGCCACAAGGACAAAAAGUAUCCUACGGGGACCCGAACUAAUCGUGCAACGGCUGCCGGGUUCUGGAAAGCAACUGGGCGUGAUAAGAUUAUUUAUAGCGGUUUAAAAAGGAUUGGAUUGAGAAAGACAUUGGUUUUUUAUAAAGGAAGAGCUCCACAUGGACAAAAAUCUGAUUGGAUUAUGCAUGAGUACAGGCUCGAUCAUAACAGUACUAGUACCCUUGACGCUACUGCAUCAAAUGGCAUUGGAGAUUCAGUGCCUGAAGAAGGUUGGGUGGUUUGUCGUGUAUUUAGAAAGAAGAAUUAUCAGAAAACCCUAGAAAGUCCUAAAAGCUCUUCCUCAACUUGUCUGGAUUCAAAGGGGAAGAUGCUUGGUUCAUGCAACGAUGGGGUUCUAGAUCAAAUUCUUUUUCAUAUGGGAAGGACUUGUUGUAAGAUGGAGAAUGGUUCAUUGAGCAACAACAACGUUGAUAUCCCCAACACCAACAACGGGGUACAUGAAAGGUUCAUGCAUCUGCCCAGGUUGGAAAGCCCAACACUCUUUGAUCAAGAUAGAAGCUUCAUCAAGCCUUGUUGUUACCACUCCAUCGACGAUAUGCUGACUGAAACUGAACCAUCUUCGAUCAACCAACGAGGCACUGCUGGUGUUUGUGAGUCCAACAAUGGCGUUAAUGAUUGGGUCACCUUGGACCGACUUGUCGCAUCCCAGCUAAAUGGUCAACAAGAAACUAGCAAGCAACUAUGGUGUUUUAAUGACCCUAAUGCUGCUUUCAGUCUUUGUCACGAUGAUGAUGUUCAACUAUCGCACUUAAAUUUGCUCAGAUCAAAUCAAAACUCCAACGUAUACAGAGACGAGAAUGAUCUAUGGAGCUUGACCAAGUCGUCGUCACCGUCACCCUCAUCAACAUCAGACCCUUUAUGCCAUCUAUCGGUAUAAUAAAACUAAAUGUCAAUAUCAUAUAAAAGGACUGGCCGAGUAUAUAGGUAUGUAUGACUAUGUAUAUAUGUAUAUGUAUGUAUUUGCAUAAAAAAGGGUGAAGAACUCUGAGAUGGGAAAGCGUUGUUACACUCAGAAAAAAAAAACGAUGUUAUGGAUCAAUAAACCAAUCAUCUCACCAUAUAUGAAGGAUUAUUAUUACAGGGAA